CAAUUAUUCACUCAAGGACAUAUUAGGAGAUGAAACAGAUUAUAUAAUUCGUAGGGAAUUGUUUAGAGUUAUGAAUGAUACAGGAUUAGUAAAUAGGAUUGAAUAGUUGUUGAGUUUUUAUUUUAUUUAUUUCCUUCUCGACCAAAUUGUACUCCAGUCCAGUAGGUGGCAGAAAUGCACCUUCUAGGUUGUUUGCCAACCGCUAUAGAAAUAGCAGAAGAAGAAGAUAACGCCUGUUUGUCGUAACCAUAGCUACGAGCGACUACCACACAACACAUGCGUCUAAUAAUGGCGGUAGAAGAAAAACGUGCUGCAGCGGAAAUUAUAAGAUCUUUGGCCCCACACUUAAACUGUUUAAAUGGAUGUGAGAAAAGAACAAGAAAAGGAGCAUUGGAUGAUAUUAAAAAAGAAACUAUCGAGAAAGGUUUGUCAAGUACCGUGUUACAAGAGGUUUUUGCGUGUCUACUGAAGUCGCUUCUGAGAUGCCUAUCAGAUCCUAGUGAAAGAUGCCGAGAAGUUUCUAUUCAGAUAAUUGGAGACUUCAUAAGAUGCGUUUCAAACCCAGAGUCGUCGCUGCCUUAUAUCAUGCCUUCCUUGGCUCAGCGAAUCGGUGGAAAAGAGACCGUAGAACCAGCAGAAGAGUUGCGGCUGUCCAUGAUGGAGGUUCUGUCGCUUAUUGUGGAGGUCUGUGGGAGGCACCUUGCUCCCUACCUGGACGAUAUGAUCAAAAUCCUGCAAAAAACUAUAACUGACCCUUUCCCCGACGUUAUAAAGGAGAGCUGUAAAUGUACAGUACACUUUGCCCGGAUUGUACCUGACCACUUCCACAUGCAAGCAGAGUGCCUGGUUAAGCCCUUGAUGCAGACUAUCUCACACCGGCAUUCACGGGUGCGAAUUGCUGUCAUAGAGGCCACUGGGGCUGUUGUCCUCUAUGGCACAGCAAAGACUAUGGACGAUGUGCUUGCUCACAUGGCACAAAGGCUGUUUGAUAACUCACCCCAGGUGAGGAAGGCUGUGACUUUGGUUUCUGGUGACUGGCUUCUCAACCUCAAGGACAGAUACUCAUACUUUCACAAGCUUAUUCCACUGUUGCUGAGCAGCCUCACUGAUGAAGAUCUAGAGAUAAGGGCUUUGGCAUGUGAGCUUUGGAGACAAGUUGGUAAUCAGUGGGAGAAAGAAAAUGAAGAUGAUCUGAAGGACAAAAUGGACUUCUUACUUUCCCCAACUUUGCAGUACCCUCCUGGAGUGGAGCGUCCAGGGCUGGGCUGCAGGGAGCUGGUGGUGAGGAACUUGUCUAAGCUAAUGCCAGCCUUGUGUCGUGAUGCUUGUGACUGGCUUGGUCAGACACGUGUGAAGACAGUGCAGCUACUGCAUGUUCUCCUGCUGCAUGCCGAAGACCACUGCACGCAACACCUCCAACAACUGCUCACAACUCUCUACCAUGCCUGCACUGACUCUGAACAAGAUGUUAGAACAAACGGUUUGGAGUCAGCCAGGCUCCUAGGGGUGUUUGUUAGCCCAGAGGUCUUCAUCAAGCUAUUGCUGGCUCAUGUGAAGAGCUCUUCCUCCUGCUCCCGUUCUUCUCCUUGGGCUCCUCUAAUGGUGUUGGCAGCAAUGCUAAAGGGGAGCAACAGGAAGGUUCUGGGUCCACAACUUCUCCAGGUUGGACAUGUACUUGCCCAUCCUGAUGUUUGCCAGGAGUCUCAGCAGACCGUGUACGUUGAGCAGCUGCUUGCAUGUGUGGAGGUUCUUCUGGAGGUGUGUGAGGAAGAUUGUGGCAUCAUCAGUCUUCCACUGCUAAAGGUUCUAGUGACCGUGCAAUGUGUAUCCACAGAUCUGCAGAUCCAUACUAAGGCAGAGGAGUGUGUAUUGAGAUUGUCUCUAGUGCUUGGUCUCAGUAAUGUGCAUGAGCUGUACAGACAGCACAUGGCACAGUUGCUGCAGUGGCUGUUGGAAUCCCAAAACUCCUGGUCCACACACUCUAUCCAGAAAACCCAACUGGAAAUUAUCACCUUUCAGUCCGGCCCAGUGGUUGGAGAAUUUCUCCCAGAGCUCAUGCCUCUAUUGAAGAAUUGUUUAUCGCCCAGUCAAGACCCAGAGAUGCGGCUACACAUUUUCACUAUGCUUUCCAAGCUUCUGUUGAAUUCUAGCAAUACACUGGAUUCACAGGGGAAUUUUUACAAGUACCUAGAGGUAUUUCUGCAGGAGCUUCUGUUGCCUAAUCUGGUGUGGCAUGCGGGCCAUACUGCUGCCGCAGUUCGGACUUCAGCUCUCAGCUGUCUACUAGCUAUGCUGCAGGGUGGAACUGUUUCAAAGGAACAGGUUCUGAAUAUGGAGGCAGAAUUCAGUGCUUAUCUAAUUUCAGCACUGGAGGAAGACUCGCAGCUUUCUCGCCUGUUGGCCUGCAGAUCAAUUUCCUCAUUCAUUACUGUUACAGAACAAUGCCUUAACCCAGACACACUCAGCAAGAUCUACCCAGUGCUUUUAAAACGGAUAGAUGACAGCAGCCAGGAAGUGCGAGCAGAAGCUCUGAAAGCUCUGAGUGUGUGGCUCUCAUCUUUAGACAAGAACCAUAAGACACACACAUACCGCCCCAAUCUGGAGUUCAUUUUCCAGCAUUUGCUGCUGUACUUGGAUGACCCUGACCACCAAAUCCAGCUUAUAGUACUGGAGGUUUUGAAAGCCAGCUGUGUUGCAGAUCCUGUUCUCCUGCAGCAGAAAGUGGAGGAAUUGAGAGAGAAACAGCGCAACUCUGAGUACUGUGAUCAGCUACUCCAGUACAUACAGUCCCUCUGAUGCACACUCACAGAGUAUAGUCCAGCAUACAGUGCAUCCGGAAAAUAUUCACAGCACUUCACUUUUUCCACAUUUUGUUAUGUUACAGCCUUAUUCCAAAAUGGAUUAAAUUAAUUAUUUUUGUCAAAAUUCUACAAACAAUACCCCGUAAUGACACAGAGAAAGAAGUUUGUUUGAAAUCUUUGCAAAUUUAUUAAAAAUAAAAAACAAAAAUGGUUCCUCAAACCAUUCCUGAACAAGUAGUCAUUCACUUUAACGAGACAUUCUGUGUGUCUGGCAGGUCAAUCUUCGACAGUGUACAUUUUAUUUAUACAAUUUUGGUCGUCUCCAGGUUAUUGGGCCUUGAAGACUGGUCUUAUAUUUAUGGACUAGGAAAAGGCCUUUGACCGGGUUGAACAUGAAUAUUUGUGGAGGACAUUGGAGAAUUUCAGAUUAAACUCCAUUUUCAUAGCCAUGAUCAAGGUUUUGUACAGUGACAUUGAGAUGGUACAGACGUUAGCAGUGCUUUAUGUACACCUUAGUGUACAGGGGUAUCAGGCAGAGCUGCUCACUGUCCAGCAUACUACAGUGAUGCUUGAAAGAUUGUGAACCCUUUUGGCU
Messenger RNA from Ictalurus furcatus (blue catfish), 3396 nucleotides. RefSeq names its product dynein axonemal assembly factor 5. The transcript is spliced from 13 exons. Gene Ontology annotation, molecular function: dynein intermediate chain binding. Gene Ontology annotation, biological process: cilium movement; inner dynein arm assembly; outer dynein arm assembly. The record is from RefSeq and is a predicted model, not a curated record. The coding region runs from base 277 to 2796 and encodes 839 amino acids. Gene Ontology annotation, cellular component: cytoplasm. Lineage: Eukaryota; Metazoa; Chordata; Actinopteri; Siluriformes; Ictaluridae.